CUCCAGUGUAUUUUAGACUGUUAAAGUUAAAACUAUAUUUCGACGAAUAAGUAUUUUAAUUUAAAAGACAUUUUUCGCCACAACAUGGCGUCCAAAAUUAUACUAUUCCUGUCGUUCGUCGCUCUCAGCAACGCUGGGUUUGUUUGGGUAGAUGAUGAUGAUGAUGACACUUUCCCAAAAUUGAGACAGAUAUAUGUACCUCCCUUGCCUCAACCCCCUCCUCUUCCAUACGUUCCUGGUCUACCACAGCCGCCACCUCUCCCCCAGCCACCACCACUAUUCGGCUUUGACUUUUCUCACCCACGAGUACGAUUUCCCCCAAUACCGCCUAUUGUACCCUUUGUUAAUAUACCCUCACCUGACGAAAUCCUGGAUAUCAAGCCAAAACCAGGCCAAUUCUUCAAUGGGAUUUCAGUCAAAUCACACAGCGGUUUCGCUACGGACAGUGAUGGUAAACCUGUGAAGACUGGCGGUACGACAGUGGUUAUUAACGAUAAUGGAGAAGUUGAAGAAAAAAAAAUUGGAGAUGAUCCUCCCAAAAUCCGCAAGUCGAAAAAAAAAUCAUCGGUAAGCUUUUAACAUAACAAUUAACUAAUGAAAUACAAUAAUUAGAUAUAUAAAAAUGUAAUAAUAUGUACGUUUAUUUUAUUGUAGAACAACUAACUUUUAUACUUAAAGUGGAGAUCGCAUUAGGAUUUACAGGCACCCAAAUUUAAGCCAGCAUUUGACCCAUUUGUCUUCGAACCCAUUACCUUCAAACCAUUUGUCUUCGAGCCGAUAACUUUUAAACC
Molecule: messenger RNA, 791 nt
Organism: Achroia grisella
Lineage: Eukaryota; Metazoa; Arthropoda; Insecta; Lepidoptera; Pyralidae
Product: seroin-like
Exons: 7
Coding region: 85-579 (164 amino acids)
Source: RefSeq, a predicted model, not a curated record